Molecule: messenger RNA, 4893 nt
Organism: Anguilla rostrata (American eel)
Lineage: Eukaryota; Metazoa; Chordata; Actinopteri; Anguilliformes; Anguillidae
Product: retinoic acid receptor beta-like
Exons: 9
Coding region: 727-2178 (483 amino acids)
Biological process (GO): cellular response to corticotropin-releasing hormone stimulus; retinoic acid receptor signaling pathway; regulation of transcription by RNA polymerase II
Cellular component (GO): nucleus; transcription regulator complex
Molecular function (GO): zinc ion binding; nuclear glucocorticoid receptor binding; nuclear receptor activity
Source: RefSeq, a predicted model, not a curated record
UCAUACUUAACAGGCACAUUGACUGUGUCGAGCCCUUGACUGACUGUGAAUAUGUAGAGACGCCCCCGUCUCUUUUUUCAGACGGCUGCAUAAUAUUUUAACACUUUAUGAAGGUCUGGACGCGCGUCCCAAUAUAUGUGCUUGUGGCAAAGCACGUACUUCGUUACAAACGGCCGUUUGAAUGAUUACACUGAUUCCAUGCGCGGGCUAGAUUGAUUGUCGUCUCUUACACCUGCUAGGAUUGUAUUGAGGAACUUCCUGCUCCGCUCCAGCACCAAGGCGAGACGAAACAGAGGUAGAUGCCAGCAAAUUAGCUAUUAAACUUUGUAUUUCCAAUAACUUUGAGGAAAAUGCAUAUUUUCUGAUCACAUUUCUGUUACAUAAACAGAAUGGAGAACGGAGAAGAAUUAAAAUAAAAAGAUAACAUUGGAGCUCGGACUAAAUGAAACUUAAAGCUAUGAGAACAUCUACGGGACAAUCAGGAUGAAGUAAAGGGCUCGCAGGCUCAAAGGAACCCUUGUGCUGGCAGCAUUUAUGUUGAGAUUUUUCUAAGCUCAUCCACGGAUUCUACCGAGAAUAGAAACUGGGCUUGAGAAAAAGCAGCGGGGAGGGGAUCCAUGAGGGUGCAGAUCUCACGGAGCCGAAUCCCAUGGAAGGUGUCCCUCUGAGGGGAAUGGGUGCCGCUCACCAGCCCAAGGGAAAGAAGCGCGAUCUCCACGUCCCGCGAUGAUGGCGGGGAUCCUCGGUAGAAUGAAGGCCGCCUCCAGGGGCCAGCCCUGCCGCAGCCCCUCGCAGGGCCAGCUGAGGCACCUGAAGGCCGGCUCUUACCCCCUUCUCUUCCCUUCGGUCAUCAGCGGGCUGGCUCCGCCCCUGCUCCCGAGGAUGCCGUCGCACCCGCCUUCCAGUGCGGGGAGCACCCCAUCCCCUGCCACAGCUAUUGAAACACAGAGCAGCAGUUCUGAAGAGCUGGUUCCCAGCCCCCCGUCUCCACUGCCUCCGCCUAGGAUCUACAAGCCCUGCUUUGUGUGCCAGGACAAGUCCUCGGGGUACCACUAUGGCGUUAGUGCAUGCGAAGGCUGUAAGGGUUUCUUCCGCCGGAGCAUUCAGAAGAACAUGGUGUACACGUGUCACAGGGACAAGAACUGCAUCAUCAACAAGGUCACGCGGAACCGCUGUCAGUACUGCCGGCUCCAGAAGUGCUUCGCCGUGGGAAUGUCCAAAGAGUCCGUUCGCAAUGACCGAAACAAGAAGAAGAAAGAAGUUCCCAAACCGGAGUUCACAGAGAGCUACGAGCUGACUGCUGAGCUGGAGCUUAUCAUCGAGAAGAUCCGCAGAGCACACCAGGAGACCUUCCCUUCCCUGUGCCAGCUCGGCAAGUACACCACGAACUCCAGCGCGGACCACCGCGUGCGACUGGACCUCGGCUUGUGGGACAAAUUCAGCGAGCUGGCCACCAAGUGCAUUAUCAAGAUAGUGGAGUUUGCUAAACGAGUGCCUGGCUUCACAGGGUUGACCAUCGCCGACCAAAUCACGCUCCUCAAGGCUGCCUGUUUGGACAUUCUGAUUCUGCGGAUUUGCACGAGGUACACCCCUGACCAGGACACCAUGACCUUCUCAGACGGGCUGACGCUGAACCGCACGCAGAUGCACAACGCCGGCUUCGGACCGCUCACCGACCUGGUCUUCACCUUCGCCAAUCAGCUCCUGCCGCUGGAGAUGGACGACACGGAGAGCGGCCUGCUCAGCGCCAUCUGCCUCAUUUCCGGAGAUCGGCAGGACCUGGAGGAGGCCUCUAAGGUGGACAAGCUGCAGGAGCCCCUGCUGGAGGCGCUGAAGAUCUACAUACGUAAGCGCCGGCCCAGCAAGCCGCACAUGUUCCCCAAAAUCCUCAUGAAGAUCACAGACCUGCGCAGCAUCAGCGCUAAAGGCGCGGAGCGCGUCAUCACGCUGAAGCUGGAGAUCCCGGGGUCCAUGCCGCCGCUCAUCCAGGAGAUGCUGGAGAACUCGGAGGGGCAGGACGGGCAGGAGGGGCGGGAGGGGCAGGCGAGCGAGGAGGGCAGCCCCCAGCAGCCCAGCAGCAGCAGCAGCAGCAGCAGCGCCAGCACCAGCGCCCCCAAGCCCUCGCCCUCCUCCCCAGAGCCCGCAGACAACCCCGCCCCGCCCUCCCAGGAGCCGUAGUCCCGCCCCCCCGCACAACCCAGACAUUCCUUUGCACAAUACAGGGGGGAGGGCGAGACAGCGAGCACGCUCCCUGAGGCUGCUUCCUGGCUUUUUUCUCUCUCUCUCACUCUCUCUCUAUUUCUCUCUCUCUUUUUUAAUGACACUAAGGCCUAAAAGGACCAGUGCUUUGUGUAUAACUCUUAUUGAGCUCUUAAUGUUUCCGUCUCCAGCUGGGGGGGGGGCUUGCGCCCGUAAUAAAUCAGGGUGCCCCCCCCCCCCAGUCGUACGCCUACACGAAGCUGAAGUUCUUCAGGUCUCCAUUGUGUAAAUUUCUACAUGCAUGAUGGGCUGAGCUUGGCAAGUUGUUCAAUCCCCUCUCAUCAGCAUACAUUGUACAUACCAUUGUAUGGUUAAACUUCUGUUUCUAUGAUGAAUGUCGUGGUGCUUUUCUCGUCGUCUUAAAUAUGAUCACGUUUAAGGCAAUACUUCAAGGUAAAACUGGCUUAUCAAAAGUCUUUAAAAUGGAUAUGUGGAAUGUUCUUGCAUAUAGUUAGUAAGGAAGUCUAUUUUAUAUUUGUUGCUAUAUUUAAAGUUGUUGUUUUUUUUAUUGUUGAAAUCCACGUUCCCAUGCCGAUACGCCCUCAAGCGGGUGGACCCCUUCUAGCAUUGGCGAUAUCAGCCAGUUGUGUUUCCGCCUUAACAUCGACAGUUCCUCUGUCUGAAGACUCUCGUUCGUCUCCAGUCAGGCCAUUGAAACGCUUACAUUUUGGAGGUCAGAUUCAAAGAACUGCAUGACCGGAGUCGCGUUUCCUUUGCAGAACAUGUAAGUAAUCUGGCAGCAAGAUUAGGACCACUGUAGUACGAAAUGCAUCUUGAACAUACAGAACCAACCACAUAGCAGAUUACAAAGUGAUAUAAUCCAUAACAAAGAAGUCAUGCUAUCCAGAUUUAACAAGACCAGGUCAAAACCUAGUAUAUGGCUGGACCACUCCGGCCGACCAAUGGUGUAACUUCAUAACUCGGCCGACCAGUGGUGUAACUUCAUCACUCAGUCAGUCACAGACAUUGGCGUUUGUAGGGCUGGCCCCACUGUUGCAGUCCAGCCAAAAAUGUAUUUUCCUCAUCAGGCUCAUAAUAAUUUCUGAAGAUAUGUUGGUCAGAGAAAAGCUUGUAAUUUAGCUGAUUGGUUGAUUGAUUGAUCAGCAUGUCAAUUAAUUGACCUAGAAGUGUGCUUCAUCCUCCUAUUGGUCAGGUAUGGAUGGUCACUUCUCUAACGCACACCGACUAGUUACUGCCAACGACGUCACUACAGAUGAUUAUAAGGUAUUUCAAAGCACUUAUAGAAGACUGACAUCUCUUAAUCAUUAUUGUACCUUGAAGAAGUUAUGGAAGAUCCCAGUGUUACAAUUGGACAAAUCACUAGCCUCAGCUUGGAAAAACAUGGGCCACAGUUUCACAGUAUUGGUUGGUUUUGUAUGUCACAAGCAGUGAGGCUAAAGCUGUCAGUGGGCUAGUGCUCCAGGUCAGGUAGAUGAUAGUGGACUUACAGGAUAACUAAGCAAUAGCUGAUAUGCAUGGGGUCCACAUUGGACAUUAGGCAUUAUUAAAAAAAACACAUCUCAUUAAAUGUGAAAAAAGAAACAAGUUCAGAUUGUUCAGAGAUUGCGUUAAUGUGUUUAUUUCUUCUUCAGAACAUUGAAAUUGUAAAUAUCAUACAAAUAUAUAUAGACAUAUUUUUCCAUCAAAACAGUGCUGUUAAGCCACAAGGCACUAGAUAACAAGGUAUCACCUGAAAAGGUUCUCAUACAUGAAUUGUUGUCUCAUUGUCCUCAAAAUAUUGCACUUUCAUUUCCUGUCAGUUAAGCUCAAAAAUACCUCAGUAACCAUGUAAUGGACAAGGUUGGAGGAAAACAUUGGAUUUAAAAUGUAAAUGUUUGAAAUAAUGUAGUAUUCAGAAUGUAAAGGAAGAAAAGGACAACACACAGCUUUAAUGUCUUCUUUUGAAACUGUGUUUCACGAAAAUAAUUGCAGUCUGAAGAAAGGGGGGUUAGUACCUAGGCAGUGGAGCCUAAAGGAUAGAAUGUCUACACUGUAGUGUAUACUUGACAAUGUGUAUAGGCUCGGCUAUGGUCAUUUCACCAGGAAAGCUGAAAAAGCUGAAGACUUAAACACUUGAUGAAUGUCAUUUCAUUACUGUAACUUUGCUACUAGAAAAUAAUGCAAUUGUCUCGUCAUACAGUUUAUUCCCAAAUCUCCAGAAUCCCUUGUUCAGACAUGUUGAAUCACCAGCUCGCGGUGCAAAUCACACCAGUUUGUCAGUUGGCAUUUUCGCAGAGGCCAACAGCACCUCAGUGUUUGACUAUGGUGUCUGCCAGGUAGGAAAUGUGUACAUGAGACAAAGUCAGUAGCAACUGUAUUAUUGUAGCACUGCUAAUAGAUUGUACAUUUGGUUGCAUUUGGAGUCAUUAUCAUAACUUGCAGCAGGUCUAGAAUAAAGAAAAAAGAAAAAGAAAUCUGCAGCAAAGGAUUUUUUAACUCAUAAUCCCUGCUUUAUUGGUGACUAAGCUUGUUUCCAUGGGAACUUGGCUGUAAUCUAACGUUCUACUAUCUGUUCUAUAUUUUCAUUGGGUCUUGUCCGUUCAAGAACAAUCUUUUCUUACAUGUUCAUAUAUUGUUUACCUUUACCAUUGAAUCCCCUGGAAAAAUAAUAAAAUAUAUUUAUUUUAAAAUAAA